CAAACACAACCAUACCCUAGGUACUGUCAGGGACAUGAUCAUGUAGAUCGUCAAACCACGCCUCCUCUUGAACUUCACCAACAAUGAGCACGAACACACCGUUGUUAGAGACCAUUGAACCCGAUGAUCCUUCGACGGCGCAUGCUCCGUCUAGAAACACUACGUCCAAUACUCGGCCUGCAGUAGUAUUGACACCUAAUAAUAUGGCUUCUGCUCCAGCUGAUGCAGAAUCAGGCAUUGCUGGUAUAUUUAGACAGUCUGCACAUCCUGCAGCUUUGUUUUGCCUCUAUUUCUUCAGGACAUCCGCCAUCGCCGUGUACAUUUUAUGUGGACUGUUGACAGACAAUUAUGUCCUUUCUACGGUGGUGGUAGUUGUCUUACUUGCAAUGGACUUCUGGAAUUGUAGAAACGUUGCGGGACGUACCCUUGUUGGCCUGCGUUUCUGGAACCAGGUGGACGACGAUGGGGAGAGCUAUUGGGUAUUCGAGAGCAGAGACCCAUCAAGACCAGCAAAUCCAGUGGAUGCUAAGAUGUUCUGGAUAGCUCUUUACGUGUUUUCAGCACUCUGGUUGUUGCUCUUUAUAGUCUCCAUUCUCCAUUUCAGCCUCUCGUUUAUACCCAUUGUGGCUCUAGCGCUUGUCUUCAAUUUUACCAAUGCCGUUGGAUUCACAUAUGCAGACAGGGAUGCAAAACAAAGAUGGGCCAAUAGUAUUGCGUCUUCCGGAUGGAAUAUGGGAAUGGGGGGAAUAGGUGGGCAGAUCCUGAGCAGCGCCAUGAAGAACAGUGUCGGGAGAUUGUUCGGAUGAAUGGAUGAUUGAAGGUUCAUUCAUCAUACUUGAUUCCAAAGGCCAGUUGUGAUAUAGCUAAUGUUACACAAGUGCGAAAGUUGCAAUAAUAAAUGCUGACAGUCCAAAUGAAAACAAUGGACAUGAAGAUGAAAACAAUGAACACGAAGAUGAAAA
Messenger RNA from Suillus subalutaceus, 962 nucleotides. RefSeq lists its product as uncharacterized. Gene Ontology annotation, cellular component: Golgi membrane. NCBI's taxonomy places the organism in Eukaryota, Fungi, Basidiomycota, Agaricomycetes, Boletales, Suillaceae. The record is from RefSeq and is a predicted model, not a curated record. Gene Ontology annotation, biological process: vesicle-mediated transport; protein secretion. The transcript has 10 exons. Bases 84 to 806 code for a protein of 240 amino acids.